Dama dama (fallow deer) is the source of this 3351-nucleotide messenger RNA. Its product is annotated as zinc finger protein 350-like. The transcript is spliced from 2 exons. Gene Ontology annotation, molecular function: DNA-binding transcription repressor activity, RNA polymerase II-specific. The record is from RefSeq and is a predicted model, not a curated record. Lineage: Eukaryota; Metazoa; Chordata; Mammalia; Artiodactyla; Cervidae. Gene Ontology annotation, biological process: negative regulation of transcription by RNA polymerase II.
AUGAAGUUCCCAGUCACCCCCAUCCAGGAAAUACACAAAACAGAGAAUGCCCAUGAAUGUACUGAAUACGGGAAAGUCUUCCUCAAGAAGUCUCAGCUCAAUGAACAUAAAAGAAUUCACACAGGAAAGAAACCCCAUGGAUGUAGUCUGUGUGGGAAAACAUUCUUUAAGAAGUUCAAGUUCACUGAACAUCCUUGAACUUACAAAGGAAAGAAACCCCGUGAGUGUUGUGAGUGUGGAAGAGCCUUCCUCAGUAAAUUUCAGCUUACUGAACAUCAGAAGACACAUACAGGAAAUAAACCCCCUAUAUGCAGUAUAUGUGGGAAUGCAUUCUACUGAAAGUUCAGGCUAACUGAGCACCAGAGAACUCAUACAGGAGAGAAGGCCUACCAAUGUACUGAAUGUGGCAAAGCUGUCUUUGGGAAGGCAGAGCUCACUACACACCAACAACACAAAAGAGGAGAAAAACCCCAUGUACGCAGUGAGUGUGGGAAAGCUACCUCCAGAAAAUCACAGCUCAUUCUGCAUCAGAAUAUCCAUACAGGAGCAAAAUCUUAUAUAUGCAGUGAGUGUGGGAAAGGUUUCAUACAGAACGGCAAUCUCCUCAUACAUCAACUAACUCACACUGGGGAGAAACCCUAUGGAUGCACUGAAUGUGGUAAGGCCUUCAGCCAGAAGACAUGCCUCAGCACAUCAGCGAUUCCAUACAGGAAAGACUUCCUUUGUAUGUACUGACCAUGGAAAAUCUUGUUCGCAGAAAUCAGGACUCAUUAAACCCCAGAAAAUUCACACAAGAGAGAAACCUUAUGUGUGCAGUGACUGUAGGAAAGCCUUCACCACAAAGACAAUGCUCAUUGUCCAUUGGAGAACUCACAUGGGAGAGAGGCCCUAUGGAUGCAACGAGUGUGGGAGAGCUUUCUCCCACAUGUCAUGUCUGGUUAAACACAAAAGGACAUACACAAGAGAGAAACAAGUAGAUUCCGUGAAGGUGGAAUACCCUUUCACAAAGGGUCACAGCUUCUUAGAUACUAGAGAACUCUUGCAGGGGAAAAACCCUGUUAAUAUAGUGACUGUGCAGAUGCCUUCUGUGACCCUUCAGACAUCAUUACACAUCAGUGGACUCCCAGCAGGUAGGAAUGUAGUCCUGAUGGAACAGCCAGCUGCCAGAUGUGCACCCUCAGGACAUAACAGAGAGCUUGUGCAGGAGAGAAAGGUUUAUGGAUGCCAUGAAUGUGGUUAUGCCUUGAGUGGUCAAUUACAUCUUAUUUUAUGUCAUGAAAAUACAUAGGAAAAAAGUGGUACCUUCUAUUUGGAAAAGCCUUGGGCCAUAAUGUAUAGCUGAUUGCAUGGUUAUAUGUAAACAGGAAGCCUGUGAAUGCAGAAGUUAGAAAAGCUGUGUUUGGGAAGAAUGACCCUAUCAUCAGUGAUUACCAUUUGUCAUAGGUGAGCUUAUAGUGGGUAAAAAAUAUGACAGUGGUAAAACCCUUGCCCUCAAUAGAUAUCAUUACAUACUAGAGAGAAACUGUUGGAAGGCAGUGAACAUGGCAAGGUUUUCAGUGGUACAUUCUGCCUCAUCCAUCAGCUGGUGAAAUCAUACACAAAACACUGUGAGCAUACUACUUGACAAAUAUCUUAAUUAGUUCUUGUGAGGCAAAGCCUGUGAAAAUGAGGGGUAUUUGAGAGCUUUAUGUACCAUUUCCCACUUUAAUGCAUUACAUAAUAUACCUGAUGUACAUUUUUGGACAGGAAACCUGGAACCAUAUUCUUAGUUACUAUGCUUAAAAGUGAAAAUGUUAGUCACUCAGUCAUGUCUGACUCUUUGUGACCCCAUGGACUGUACCUGUCAGGCUCCUCUGCCCAUGGAAUUCUCCAGGCAAGAAUACUGGAGUAGGUUGCCAUUCCAUUUGCCACGGGUUUGACCCAGGGAUCGAAUUAGGGUCUCCUGUAUUGCUGGCAGAUUCUUUCCUGUCUGAGCAACCAGGGAGCCUGGUUACUAUGCUUAUGUUUCCAAAAUUUUAAGGAGAUAAUCUACCUCACAUCACAGGUUAUAUUCAUUUCUUAUAUUCAUUCAUUUCUCCCAACUGAAAAAAAAAUUAUCUUCAACACCCACCCAGUAUAUGAUAAUUAGCUGCUACAUUUCUUUGACUCUAAAUUUAUUUAAAUAUUUCAGGCAAUUGAAUUCUCUAAUAAGAAAAAUGAAUAUUAAGGUCAUAAAUGCAAUUUAAUGUCCUUGGACGAGCUUAACUUCAACUAAGACCAAGCAUUAUACAACAAAGGUCACCUUAAAUGUGAUUUUUAAGAUUUUCUAGACUUGAAAAGGUAGUGAAAUGAAGGUUUGCAAGGUGAACUGAAAGCCCAAAGCCAAUUAGUAAUUUAAACCUAUAAAUUAGAUAAUAAAAUACACUGCAACACAGACCUUGGUUUGUUGGGUUUUUUUUCCUUAAAACAUGAAAAGAUGGGCAAUCUGAACACAAAUUAAGAUUGCUUCUCUCCUAGCUCUCCCCUUCUCUGAUUAUCCAGAUUAUUCUCGAAUCCUGGGAGUAUGAAAGUCUACACUGGUUAACUCAGCUGCAUUCUUCCUUCUGGACAUAGUUUCCUAACCCUAUCUUUUGCCUCACUGAUGGGAUGGAAACAGAUGUCAGGAAAAAAGGUGGAUGGUUCCAUUUCCUCCUAACUCAGGCACUCUUGAGUCUAACAUGUUUGGGAGUCACACAAGGAAGAAAGAAGUAGAUUUCAUAGAAUCAACUUUGGCCUGUUACCUCAUUCUCCACAGAGCUGGAGAGACUGAAUCAGAUUGGGAAUGAGUUGAGGAGCCCUGCAAGAGUGGGCUGAAUCUGGUUCUAGACUAGAAUACUACAGGCCUUUAACCAAUCUGGCAAAUGUUUUCCGAAUCUCUAUAAUCAUUGAGCUGUAGCUAGAAGUAAUGUUAGUAGUGACUGGCGUAAGGCUCAGGCCAAGUCUACUGCUAGAAAACUGGGUUUGAGGAAGGGCAUUAUGUCAGGUCCCUUAGGGAGAAGCCAGCAGUAGAGGCAUGUAAGUAGAUGAGAUAUCUUAAUGGCACUGUAAAUGUUUUUUGAAAACUAACACAUGAUGUGAAAAAUUAAGACUCACUUGGAGUGAACAUCUCAAUUGUUUUCUUAAGGGUUUUAAUGUGGAAUAUAUGAAGAUCUUAGGUCAUACAUAAACAUUCCUGUAUUACACUGCUCUGGCUGCCAUACUGAAAUACCAGCGUAGGUGGCUUAAACAGAAGUUAAUUUUCUCAUAGUUCCAGAGACUAAAAGUCCAAGGUCAAAGUUCCAGCAGAUACAACUAGAGCAGAGCCCUACCCUUACAACUUCAUUUAACCUGAAU